Molecule: messenger RNA, 1572 nt
Organism: Anopheles marshallii
Lineage: Eukaryota; Metazoa; Arthropoda; Insecta; Diptera; Culicidae
Product: glucose dehydrogenase [FAD, quinone]-like
Exons: 1
Coding region: 1-1572 (523 amino acids)
Molecular function (GO): ecdysone oxidase activity; flavin adenine dinucleotide binding
Source: RefSeq, a predicted model, not a curated record
AUGGCAAUGGCGUUGCAGCAUAGCGCAGUUGAUUGGGCGUAUAACGUACAGCGAACAGAUAGUUCAGGUCUAGGUACGCGCAAUGGAACGUUCUGGCCGCGAGGCCGCACCCUUGGAGGUUCUGGUGCAAUUAAUUCGAUGGUGUACAUACGAGGCAAUCGUCGGGAUUACGAACGCUGGAGAAGCCUGGGUAAUCCCGAGUGGGGCUGGGAAGACGUUUUGCCGUAUUUUCGAAAGUCUGAAAAUAUGAACACACCCAGUCUGGCAGGCGGUGCCGGUGCUAAGUAUCACCGAACGGGAGGAUACUUGAACGUGGAGCAGCGUAUCGAUAACAGAACACUGAACGCCAUUAUCAAACAAGCUGCAGUCGAGCUAGGAUACGAAUGGAUUGCAGAUUUUAAUCUUGACCGGCACGUUGGCUAUGGCAGUUCUCAGCAUACGGUUAUCGGACCGACACGAUGCAGCCCGGCAAAGGCGUUCCUCACACCGAUUCGAAACCGCGAAAACUUACACGUCAUCAAGCACGCGCUGGUUGAUCGGGUGCUGAUAGAUGAACGCAAUGUCGCCACGGGGGUGAGCUUCGUUAUUGAAGGAAGCCAGCGUGUGCAGCAGGUGACCGCACGCCGAGAAGUGAUUGUAGCAGCAGGUGCCAUCAACACCCCACAGCUAUUGAUGCUGUCUGGGGUUGGACGUGCGGACGAGCUGCAGCAGUUCGGUAUACCGGUCAAAGUCGACCUGAACGUUGGAGGCAAUCUGCAGGACCAUGUGGCGGUACCGUUGGUCUUUAAAUUUUAUAACCUGCCCGAUUCAACUACUGAUGAACAGUUUGCGCAGAUUAAUGAGCUCUACAACUAUGCUGUUCUAAAUCAAAGCCAGGCCAUCGCCCGAACUGGGUUUCUAGAUACUAUGGCGUUCCUCAAUACGAAAAAUGCCAGCGAUCCUUUUCCGGACCUACAGGUGUUCUACAUAGGUCUUCCGAAGGGCGGUCGAUAUAGCGCGACUCUCGCAAACAACCACGAGCUCAGUGAAACUAUAAGCGCAUCGGUUCAAGAAGCGGACCGUUUAACACCAGCGGUUUAUGUGCACAUUACGGCACUCAAUCCGAAGUCACGCGGUCGGGUGAAGUUGGCGAGCACUCAGCCGCGCGAUCAUCCCAUGAUAGAGGCAAAUUACUUCGAAAAUAGCGACGAUCUGCACGUAAUGGUACAGGGCAUUCGUCUCCAGCAACGAUUGUUUCAAACUAAAGCGUUCAGGAUGGCAGGUGCCACCCUUCACCGCAUCGAUAUCCCGGGCUGUAGAGAUCAAGUGUAUGACACGGACGACUACUGGGAGUGCUAUGUGCGACAGUUGACCAUCACAACCUACCAUCCGGCUGGCACGGCAAAAAUGGGUCCGGCUACUGAUCAGGACGCGGUUGUUGACUCGAGACUACGCGUCAGAGGCAUUCGCGGUUUGCGAGUGAUCGAUGCCAGCAUUAUGCCACUGGUGAUCAGUGGCAAUACGAAUGCCCCUACUAUGAUGAUAGCGGAACUGGGAUCUGAUUUCAUCAAACAUGAUCACGCUGAUCUUUGA